Messenger RNA from Trichoderma asperellum CBS 433.97, 927 nucleotides. RefSeq lists its product as uncharacterized. NCBI's taxonomy places the organism in Eukaryota, Fungi, Ascomycota, Sordariomycetes, Hypocreales, Hypocreaceae. Gene Ontology annotation, molecular function: oxidoreductase activity. The record is from RefSeq and is a predicted model, not a curated record.
AUGGCCAACCAAAAGCCCGUAGCCCUCGUCGUGGGAGCUUCUCGCGGCAUCGGCCGUCAGGUCGCCAUCGAUCUGGCCAAGAACGGCUAUGCAGUCGUCGUGGCCGCAAAGUCCAUCACAGACCCCUCCAAGCUCACUGAUAAGACACCCAAUCCCAAGACCAGCGAGUCAACCGUCACCACCGUCGCCCGCGAAAUCACCUCCGCCGGCGGCGAUGCCACCCCCAUCCAGGUCGACGUGCGAUCCGAGGAGAGCGUGAAUGCCCUCGUUGCCCAGACCAUUGCCAAAUACGGCCGCCUCGACGUCCUCGUCUACAACUCCGGCGCCAUCUGGUGGGCCUCCGUCGCAAACACCCCCCUCAAGCGCUUCCAGCUCAUGCAGCGCGUCAACCCAGAGGGCCUGUACGCCGUCGUCCAGGCUGCCCUGCCGCACCUCCGCCCUCACGGCCGCAUCGUCGUCGUCAGCCCGCCCAUCUACAGCCGCUUCUUCCGCGGCAAGACCGCUUAUGCCAUGGGCAAGGUCGGCAUGAGCGUCCUGACAAAGGGCCUGGCCAUCGACUUUGAGCGCGAGGGCCUCAAGGACAUGGCCAUUACGAGCAUCUGGCCUGCAGUGGCCAUUGAAUCUGCCGCCACCGAGCAGUUCACCAAGAAAAACCCCGACGAAGAAAAGGACCUCCGCAAGCCCACCAUCUUCUCCGAUGCCAUCCUGGGCAUCCUGCGCUCCCCCGCCGCCAAAGUCAAUGGCGAGCUGGUCCUCGAUGAGGACUUCCUCCGUGAGCACUGCGGCGUCACCGACUUCUCAAAGUACAGCGUCAUUCCGGGCUCGAACCCGCGCCGCAUUAUGCCCGCGAAGCUGCCUGACUUGACCGUUGCUGAGCAGGCCGACGAGGGGAAGAGGGUAGAUAGCGGUACCAAAUCUAAAUUGUAA